CUCUUUCUCUCUUUAUGUAUUCAGAAUUCAGAUUCUGUUUGUGCAUUCGAGUACAAGCAUAUUCAAAAAUCGAACCCUUGUUUCACUUGAAAGUCGGAUUUGUAGGGCUUUCGGUUUGUAAUGGUGGAACCAAUGAGUGGUGAUGAAGAUCACGGUGGCUCUGAGGGGGAAUUUCUGUUAAAGGAGAUAAAUAUCGGCGGCGGCGGCGGUAGUGGAGGUAACGGUGGUCGUGACGUGUCAUGGCGGUUGAACUUCGACGGGUUUCAGUUCUCGUCGGAACAUAAAGAGAAGCCUCCUCGAGGUUUCCAUGACUGCCUUGGGGUUUUAGGUCCAGAAGACAAUGUAGCAGAGUAUUACCAACAACAAGUAGAGAUGCUGGAGGGCUUUACUGAAAUGGAUGUAUUAGCAGAACGUGGCUUUGUACCUCGUUUAUCUGAGGAAGAGAAAGCAUGUUUAGCAAGAAGGGAGACACUUGCCAUAAGAAUAUCAAACAUUGCAAACAUGAUUCUUUUUAUUGCAAAAGUUUAUGCAUCAAUUAAAAGUGGUUCAUUAGCCAUAAUUGCAUCCACAUUGGACUCCCUUCUUGAUCUUUUAUCAGGAUUUAUCCUCUGGUUUACAGCCUUCUCAAUGCAAACUCCAAACCCUUAUCAAUACCCAAUUGGAAAAAGACGAAUGCAGCCUUUGGGAAUUCUUGUGUUUGCAUCUGUCAUGGCAACACUUGGACUACAGAUAAUCUUGGAAUCUGUACGCACAUUAGCAUCUAAUGAAAAAGAUUUCAACUUGACAAGAGAACAAGAGCAAUGGGUUGUUGGGAUUAUGCUAUCUGUGACAUUGGUGAAACUUGUUCUAUGUAUAUAUUGCAGAUCAUUCACCAAUGAGAUUGUGAAAGCAUAUGCUCAAGAUCACUUCUUUGAUGUUGUCACUAAUCUAAUUGGAUUAAUAGCUGUUCUUCUUGCUAAUUAUAUCAGUGAUUGGAUGGAUCCUGUUGGAGCUAUAAUUCUGGCGCUUUAUACUAUUCGGACAUGGUCACUAACAGUAUUGGAGAAUGUAAAUUCCUUAGUGGGAAAAUCAGCUGCACCUGAAUAUCUACAAAAGUUAACUUACUUAUGUUGGAAUCAUCAUAAGUCUAUAAAACAUAUUGAUACUGUAAGGGCGUAUACUUUUGGAUCACAUUACUUUGUUGAGGUGGAUAUUGUUCUACCAUCUGAUAUGCCUCUACAAAUAGCUCAUGAUAUUGGGGAAUCUUUACAAGAGAAGCUUGAGCUUUUGCCUGAUAUAGAACGUGCUUUUGUUCAUCUUGAUUAUGAGUUUUCACAUAAACCCGAACAUGCACAAACACAUCUUUAAACAUGGGGUAUGACACUAUGACAAUGAGUUCUUCUUGUUGAUUCUUUUGGGCAUGUGAAAGGGAAACAUGAUGGAGUGUGUUUGGUAGUUAAUGGUUCAUGAAGUGUGUGUAAUGCUACAGUUGUUGUUCCUACUGAUUUCUUUAUGAUUAUUGUGAAAGUAGAUAAUCACAUUCUAACCAUAUUCUUUCUUCUCAACAUGUAAAUGGCU
Lactuca virosa is the source of this 1557-nucleotide messenger RNA. The record is from the annotation of a GenBank genome assembly. NCBI's taxonomy places the organism in Eukaryota, Viridiplantae, Streptophyta, Magnoliopsida, Asterales, Asteraceae.